AUGAUUGCAUUUGAUCGACAGACACACUUGUCAAAAUAUUGGUUUCUUUAUGGAAUUUUUUUUUCUAUUAUAUUAGCUUUUAUUUAUCCUGAAUUUGGCUCAAAAGAAGGUCCAUUAAAACCUGAAUGGACAAUAAAAUCAUUAGGAACAAUAAUAAUUUUUUUAUUGAAUGGUUGUUCAAUAAGACGCGAGGAACUUUAUCGAACAGUUCUUCAAUAUCGAAUUCAUUUAUUUAUUCAAAUAUUUUCAUUUCUCAUUUGUCCUUUUCUAUUUACAAUAUUGUCUACUAUCUAUCGAUCAUUAACAUAUCAAUACCAAGUUGCUAUUGGAAUAAAAGCAUUAGGAACUUUACCAUCACCAGUAUCUACUGCCGCUUAUGUUGUUCGAGCUAUUGGUGGAAAUGAAGCAAUUGCUAUGCUUAAUUCAACUCUAGGUAGUCUAUUAGGAACAAUCCUUACACCUAUGCUUCUCUACAUGAUGCUCGGAGGAACAUCUUCCAGUGGACAACAUUCGUUUAUUCAUGUGCUUAUAUCACUUUCAAGUACUAUUUUAAUGCCACUUGGUAUAGGACAACUUUUACGUGUCCAUUUUCCACUUGCUAUCAAUCGAAUAAUGCCAUAUGCAAAUACAAUUAAUAAUUGGAUAUUACUUGGCAAUAUUUAUAUAACAUUUUGUCAGACAUUUCAGCAACAUAGUCCAUUAAAUUUAACAUUUAUUGAUUUUUUAAUUCUUCUUAUGACAAUUCUUAGUAUACAAAUUUUUUUAAUCAUUCUUUUGUUUUUUGCUUGUCGAAAAGUUCAUGUUCGUCCUAAUGAUACAAUUGCUAUUGUAUUUUGUGGUAGUCAAAAAUCAUUAACUACUGGAAUGCCUAUUUUACAAAUGAUUUUUCCUGAAAAUAUUUCAAUAACUAUACCAUUAUUAAUCUAUCAUCCAAUGCAAAUAAUUAUAGGAAAUUAUUUAACAUCAAUAUUUCAACGUUGGUUAAAAGAUGCGAAAUAUCAAUGGUUAGUUAUUUGA
Messenger RNA from Rotaria sp. Silwood2, 1017 nucleotides. Lineage: Eukaryota; Metazoa; Rotifera; Eurotatoria; Philodinida; Philodinidae. The record is from the annotation of a GenBank genome assembly.